AAGGUGGCAUGGCGAGAGUGGACAGGACCUUGGAGAACCCUUCGUGCAACCUUGAAUUAGAGCUGGGCCCUAAGCACAGGUCCUGAAGUCGGGAAGGCUUGGGAGCUGCUACCAGGUCCGUGCCGCGUUGAACGCAGCCAGGGUGCGCCUCCGGGUUCCCGCGGCGGAGUGUGGGAGGUCAGGGUCAGGUUCAGACGUGGUCCUGCAUGUUGGGUUAAUGGAGACUACCAUGGUUCGGGGCGAGGAAUGGCUCUGAGAGUUUUGAGCCUCUUUCAUGCAUCUCGACAUGGGCGCGUCUCUCGGUCAGCACGAUACCCUUCCGCACAACCGCCAGCUGCGGUGUUUUAAGAUGUCAUCCCCACAAAACCCGGGAGGUCAGGCCCUGGGUCGGAGCGCAUGGGCUGGGCGUCCAGCCGCGAUUUCCCUCGGGAUUCCUCCAGGGCUGCAGCAGAAGGCGGAGAAGAGCCUGGGCGCGAACGCCGGGUGCCCGCCGGCUCGCUGCGCGCGCGGUCGCUUUAAGCGCCCCAGGUGCCGGGGGCCGGGAGCACGCGGCGUGGGCGGGGCCGGCGGCGCCCCCGGAUCGCUCUCAGGAGAAAGGGAGGGAGGGAAGCAGAGGGAGGGAAGGGCGACCUACUUCCUGAAUUGCCUGCAAAGCCCGGGGCGAGCUUGGCUAGCGCUGCGCAGAGAUGUCCAGAGGAUCAGCCUGGAGCCUGGCGAAGGGAAGCGCGCCCCCGGGGCCGGUCCCCGAGGGCCUCAUCCGUCUCUACGGCAUGAGGUUCUGCCCAUUCGCCAAGAGGACACUCCUGGUCCUGAAGGCCAAGGGGAUCAGAUACCAUCUUUGGUAACAAGCUUUGUUGGAAGGAGAAAUGAAAAAGACUGCUCUGGCCUGAAAGAAGAGUUCAACAAGCUAGAGGAGGUUCUGACCAAUAAGAAGACAACUUUCUUUGGUGGCAGUUCUCUUUCUAUGACUGAUUAUCUCAUCUGGCCCUGGUUUGAAUGGUUGGAGGCUCUGGAGUUAAACGAGUGUGUAGACCACACUCCAAAACUUAAGCUCUGGAUGGCAGCCAUGAAGGAAGAUCCCACAGUAUCGGCCCUCCUCACCAAUGGGAAGGCCUUGCAAGGUUUCUUAGAUCUCUACUUGCAGAACAGCCCCCAGGCCUGUGACUAUGGGCUCUGAUGGUGGCAGGAGUCAUCAGUGAAGAUUAUGUCUGAUUUUUCCUUCACUAAUACAAGUAAUAACAUGCUUUAAUUUUACCAAGUGCUCUAAGUCUCACUGGAUUACCUCCUCUGACUUGACACAUUAUGGCUUAACUGUGGGAUGUCCUCAAGGCCUUCCUGCAGAUAUGUUUGCAGAAUUUCAUCUCAGGGUGUUCAGGUGACUCAGAGGGAUCUAUCGCAUCUGUGAUGAAAACCUCUACAUCAUGAUCUCUAGUGAGAACUGGACUGCAAUGCAGAUUUCUAACUGCCCCUAAGUCAUUCCCACUUGGAUACCCUGUUGUCAUUUUCAAUGAGAUGCCCUUUCAAGUUUGUCUUCUCAUUUGAGAAACUUCCAAUUCCUCAUUCCUUCCUUUCUAUCAGCUUUCACUACCUUUCUUAUUCCCACUAUCACCAUUGAGACCACAUCUCCUCAAAGCCAGGUGAUUGGGUUCUGGCCUUGGUCUCCGUGGUCUCCCAGUCUCCAAUCUCUAUGCCCUUCAAAUCCUUCCUACCAAAUUCCAUCCUGGGCGCAAAGCAGACGUCCAAUACAUGUAGUUAAAUACUGUGAAGACCAAAUCUGGCAAUUCAGUUAGGCUGGAUGAGUAAUUCAGAAAUACUAAUUCCAUAUUCCUUACACUUCCACAGCCCAUUGGGCUUCUCACUAAUUUUUAUCAUCACAUCACAUUACCUCCAUGAGAAAAGGUGGAGAGGUUGGAGAGCAUCACCUCAUUGUACAGAAGAUUCAACUAAGGUCUGGGGUUAAGUGAGGUCUUAAGAUGUUGGCAGAACGAUCUGCAGAUACACCCAGCACACUGCUCUUCCCAUAAUGGGGGAAUGUAGACCUGCCCCAGUCCAGUCUGGUUCCUGUGCUUAUUU
Molecule: messenger RNA, 2073 nt
Organism: Manis javanica (Malayan pangolin)
Lineage: Eukaryota; Metazoa; Chordata; Mammalia; Pholidota; Manidae
Source: RefSeq, a predicted model, not a curated record